Molecule: messenger RNA, 1840 nt
Organism: Pieris rapae (cabbage white)
Lineage: Eukaryota; Metazoa; Arthropoda; Insecta; Lepidoptera; Pieridae
Gene: Ak3
Product: GTP:AMP phosphotransferase AK3, mitochondrial
Exons: 1
Coding region: 409-1068 (219 amino acids)
Biological process (GO): nucleobase-containing compound metabolic process
Cellular component (GO): cytoplasm; mitochondrion
Molecular function (GO): AMP kinase activity; ATP binding
Source: RefSeq, a predicted model, not a curated record
UUGAUAAGUGAUAACACUAAAGUCCAAUCCAAACUCCAAAGUCCAUUGACAAACAAAUCAAGAAUAAAAAUUAAUUAAGCUGAAUUAUCUUAAGGACAAAGUUAUUAUGAGUUAUGACGUUACGCUCAUUAAGUCAUUUGUUAUCACCAGUAACUGUGCUAUUAAAGUAUUAUAUAAAUGGUGCUGGCUCAUGUGCUUGAGUUAUGUAUGUGUUAAAUAACAAAUUGAAUUCGUAAUACAUAUUAUAUAAAGCCAAUACGAACAGAUCGAACUUAUAAGGUCAUCUUAUCACAACGAAAUGUAAAAAGAUAAAAAGUUGAAUAGCUGAUAAUAAAUAUUUAUGUGAGUUUACUUCUAUAAAAAUUUACUAAAUAGUUUAAUUGUUUAGUUUUAACCAUAAAAACCACAAUGCAGAUAAAAACAAAAUUAUUGAAAACCUUGAUUUUGGGGGCUCCAGCAUCAGGAAAAGGAACAAUAUCAUCUCGAUUAGUAAAAAGGUAUGGGCUUGAACAUGUUUCAAGUGGAGACAAGUUGAGGGACCACAUAGAAAAGCAAACAGAUCUUGGCAAAAAAGUUAAAAGUUACUUAAAUGAAGGUAAGCUGGUACCUGAUGAUGUAAUGAUAAAUUUUAUGGUAACAGAAUUGAAGCAAGUAGAGAAUAAACCAUGGUUAUUGGAUGGUUUUCCUAGGACAGUAUCACAGGCUGAUGCACUGUGGAAAGUUAAACCUGUUGACAUUGUACUUAACCUUGUAGUUCCAUUUGAAGUUAUAAUAGACAGAGUGAAAAACCGAUGGGUGCAUUUACCAUCUGGAAGGGUCUAUAAUAUAGGUUUUAACACACCAAAAGUGAUGGGAAAAGAUGAUGAGACUGGAGAAGCUUUAAUGCAGCGGCCGGAUGAUAAGCCAGAGGCUGUAAAGAAACGCUUAGAGAUUUAUGAAAGUAUGACAAAACCAGUCAUUGAUUUUUAUAAAGAAAAGGGUAUUAUUAAACACUUUGAAGGCAGAACGUCUGAUGAAAUAUGGCCUAAAAUUACUGACUAUAUGGACAAUUUAUUGAAAGAAACAUAAGUUUAAUUAAUUUAAACAAUUACUGACUUUGAAAGGGUGUUAAAAGUAAGUAAAAUUUUUAAAAACAUGAUUUUGAUAUAUAUAUUUACUAUACAAUGUCUUCCAAUACAUAGCACAAUAUUAAAAUGAUAUCACUUAGUAUUAUUAAUUACAUAAUACAUUAUAUUAUAUUGUCUUCUAUACGGCAGUUGAUCCUAGUCAAUAUGUGUACGAAUUGUACGUGUAUUAAUUGUAAUUUUGUUGCACAAAGUACCCAAAGAUUGAAAAAGCUAACUGGCAUGCUCAACACUUAUUUUAUAAUGGAAGAAUAACUUGUAUAUUUUUAAUGCUUACAGUUGUUGUACCUCAAACCAUUAAUUUUAGGAUAGUGUGGCUAACAUUUAGACAUCACUUCAAAGAUAACUGUCAAAAUUUAAAGAAUUAUAAAAAUAUAUUUUGUGCUUAUUUAGCCUAAGUAUAUUUUUUAAUGUAAUCAUGUUAUAUGGUAUUUAAAUACUGAAUCAAUUUUGAUCUAAAUUGGUAUUGGUUAAUCGAUAUAAAUUUUAAUUUCUAAAGUUUAAAACUACUUUUAUUCACCUGUGCCUUAUAUCUAAAUACUAAUUUAAAUGAAUUUGAAUGGUGUAUCUAUGAUGAUGUACUGUAUUUUUUAUCUUGUAUAAUGUUAUUAAAUUAUUUGGUUUAUUUGACCCAUUAUGUUAACAUGGUUUAAUAAUAAUCAUUGAUGUUUCCAUAUCUAAUUAAAAAACUUAUUGGAGUUGGUAAUGUAAUGGUA